CCGCCCGUCCCGUAUCAUCAACGACCAGUAACGGCCAUCGAACUGUCGAAACGUGGCUGACUGUUAAAUGCGUCAUCCGGAAAUGAUGGACUUCAGAUCAGAUCAAACGUGAAGCAUACGUGAUGAUUGGGUUUUAGCUGGAUUAUGCAUCAGGUUUCAUUGAACAUUCUUGCUGCUUUUCAGUUUGUAAAUGCUACAACAUGCCACCAAAGCAGAGGAAAAUAGCUAUUAUGGGCUAUAGAUCCGUAGGUAAAUCAUCCCUUAGUAUACAAUUUGUCGAGGGACAGUUUGUAGACUCGUAUGAUCCUACAAUAGAAAAUACAUUCACAAAAAGUACACGAGUAAAUAGUCAAGAUUAUGAACUCAAGUUAGUAGAUACAGCUGGUCAGGAUGAAUAUAGUAUAUUUCCUACUCAGUAUUCGAUGGAUAUUCAUGGCUAUGUUCUGGUAUAUAGCAUAACCAGUGCAAAGAGUUUUGAGAUCGUACAAAUUAUUUAUGACAAAUUACUCGACAUUACUGGAAAACUCCAUGUUCCGAUUGUAUUAGUGGGUAAUAAAACAGACCUGUAUGUUGAUCGUAUGAUCACGACAGACCAAGGAAAACGUUUAGCAAACUCUUGGAAUGCAGCAUUUCUAGAAACUAGUGCAAAACAAAAUGAGUCUGUUGCAGAUAUUUUUCACACAUUACUAAAGGAGAUCGAGAAAGCCAAUGGGAAUGUACAAGAAAAACCGAAUUGUAUUAUUUGUUGAAUUGCUUGAAUCAGUGGCUUUAACAAAAAUGUAAAUGUGUAAAAUUGGGUAAAAAAAAAACAUUAUCGUUAUACUCUGAUACCUUUGCAA
Messenger RNA from Cyphomyrmex costatus, 839 nucleotides. It is a transcript of the gene Rheb, whose product is annotated as Ras homolog enriched in brain. The transcript has 6 exons. Gene Ontology annotation, molecular function: GTP binding; GTPase activity. The record is from RefSeq and is a predicted model, not a curated record. Lineage: Eukaryota; Metazoa; Arthropoda; Insecta; Hymenoptera; Formicidae. Gene Ontology annotation, cellular component: membrane. Gene Ontology annotation, biological process: signal transduction. Bases 201 to 749 code for a protein of 182 amino acids.